Cucurbita moschata (crookneck pumpkin) is the source of this 1445-nucleotide messenger RNA. Its product is annotated as dnaJ homolog subfamily C member 7 homolog. The transcript has 6 exons. The record is from RefSeq and is a predicted model, not a curated record. Bases 133 to 903 code for a protein of 256 amino acids. Lineage: Eukaryota; Viridiplantae; Streptophyta; Magnoliopsida; Cucurbitales; Cucurbitaceae.
CCCUUCCCCAUGCCCGCAGUCGCUGUUGUUGGUCGGAGAAAAAAAAGUUCAAUUCAUUCGGCACCAGCCUCCAUCACUGUUCUUCCUGCUUUGUGGAGCCUCAUUUUCGGGUUUUAAUCGAUCGGUUUCCACAUGAUGAACAGCGGCGGCAUCAAAACGGUGCUUCUCAAUCCCAAAUCCGAUUGUUUUGGGUUGAGAACUGCUUUCUUUCACUCUACGCCUGUCCUCGAUCGCAAAAGACGCAAUCAUUGGGACUCUAGAUGCAACCAUUACACGAAGAGUUUUAGAAGGAUUAAUGCAAAACAGACGUUGCUGCGCAAUGUCAGUGCCUAUGCUGAAUUCCUCUUUCAGAGUUGGCAGGAUGAGGGUGAGACGAAUGACCCUUCCUCAAGCAGAGGCACUUCUUGGUUUAAAAGGCAGUACUCACAAGGGGGCUCUAAACGAGAAAGGACCAACCAGAAACCACGGUGUUGGGGCAGAAGUUUUGAGUUUACUGAAGAUGAUCCUGACAUUGAGACUGUUUUCCGAUCUGCAUUUGGUGGAAACCGGUCUUACUAUUGGUCGUUUAUUAAUGAAGAAAACCCUCAAUGGAGGAGCUCAACAAAUUACUCAAGUAACUAUGGAAGAUCUUGGAACUGGCGUUAUAGGGUCGAUGAAGAUUAUGACGACUCCUCGAACGAAUAUGAGGACUCUGAUGCUAAUUUGGCAUCGCAUAGGCGUGUUCUUGGACUAAAAGCGUCUGGUCCACUCAAACUUCAAGAUGUUAAAAAUGCGUAUCGAGCAUGUGCACUGAAAUGGCACCCAGAUCGUCACCAAGGUUCCUCCAAGGUGAUGGCGGAGGAGAAGUUCAAACUUUGCAGCGUGGCAUAUCAAUCCCUGUGCGACAAGUUAGCGGUAAAUUAAGGAUGAUAAUCUUAAUAACCCCCAUAUGCAUCCAACAUGCCAACAUAUUGCAGUUCAUAGGAUGUUGUCACACAAUUAGACCCUUUUUCUUCAUAUAUGAUAUGAGAAUUUUCAUGUCUGUAGUGUUGGUUAUAUCUCUAUAUUAUUGUUGGGGGCAUCGAGUGCCGACUGUUUUGAACGACAACAAUACCAUUGUAUCGAGUUUUUGUUUAAGAGCAUCUAUAAAGUAGUAAGAAAUAAGAACAUUUAGACAUUAGAUAUCAUUCCCUUGACAAUCUGGGUUAGGAGAACAUCCGAGCGAUUGCCUUUGCGGAUCCAAACAAGGAGGCUGGCCAAAACGGCUGACCGAGAUAGGUUUAACCAGAAUGGCAUCUCUAUGUAGUGAUUUACCCCUAAAGCAGAUGAAGGUAUGAUUGAUCUAUCUUCAGGUCACAUCUCAACUUAACCAUCUGCAGAUUGUGAACGUUCAUAGCAAUUCAACCUUGACUUUUGUAAUCUAACAUUCAUGUCUGAGUAUUUGAUUUUUCAAUUCCUUUUGACGA